AUGUUCCCGAAUAUCAUCCAUCGAGAAAUCCCAACUGCAUAUCACGAUGGCCCCAACAAAAACUUGACGAAGAACAACUUGAACACAAAAAUCACCGACAUUCCUCGAUCGAAGAACCACUGGUCGAUCAAGUUCAUCCAUGGAUCGAAAUUAGAGCUUGGAAAAAUGUCGCAGCGACAACCGAUACGAAAUUGUAAAAGGAAGGUGAUUAUUAGCAUGAAGAUUAAUAAUGUUGGAAAGACAAACACGCGGGAAGAAUUUGUACUAGUGGAUCACGUGCUGGAUCCGGUAAAAAUGCGAAAAAUCCAGUUGCAUAAUCCAUACGUCAUUAAAGUCCGCCAAGAAUCUUUGCUGCAUUUAUACGGAUUAAGAUUUCAAGGCGGCUUUUGCUGUUCUUGCGAGGACGCACAACACGUCCAAAGUUUCUACUCGACCGCCGCCAAGUCAAACUAUCACCAGUGGGACGGCAACGCAAACAGAGCUCGCAACAGGUCCGAGUCGAGCACGAAUUUAUUUGACAAUCCGAAGGCACAACGCCAGCUCGAAGCGAGCGAGAACGAGGAACACGACCGCGACGACGAGCCGGAGAACGCGCGAGAACGAGUAACGAGCCACAAUAUUUCCGCUGUUAAUGGUCUACUUGGCGAGCGUGCGCCGCCUCUUCGGAAUCGACAAGAAGACAAAUGGGACAAUUCGACUGGAUUGUCCGAAGACAUUUCUCGGAAUGUGAAUCGCGCGUCGCCUAUAUCGAAAAAUAUAUUCUUCGAUCCAAUGCCAAGUAAAGAAAAGAUUGAAGCCUACAUCAAUAGCGUGUAUGAGCAAUCCAUGAAGGAAAAGGCCAUGAAGCAAGAGGAUAAUAAUAGGAGUAACGAUUUAUUGGACGGGAACCUCAGCAAUUGGAAAAGUAGACUGCAAGAAUCAAGCCCGCAGAUCAUCGAACGGCGGAUUAGCGACGGCCAAUUUCCGAUUCGUGGAUCAGUCAUGGAUAAUCCUAGAAACUCGACUGCGAAAUUAAUGAAUACAAAAAGUAAUUAUGAUUUCAGUGAAUUAAAAUUCCGAGAAACGAGCCCGCGGUUCUUCGACUGUCGGAGUGACGGCCAAUCUUCGCUUUCCGGCUCAGUUGCGAAUGUUCCACGAAAUUCAACUACGGAACUAACGAAGUUAGAAAAUGAACAGGGCUUUAGGAAAACAGACAGCAAAGAGGAUAAUCGAAAGUUUCUCCAGCUGGAAAAAUGCGACAGACUGGUGAACGUUUCGGAAAGUGGAAAUCGCGGGGAAAGGGCGAGGGAUCGAUCCCGCGGCGCAAUUCGGCUGGAAAAUACCUUCGAUUACACACCAACAUCUCUGGCGAUACACUCGUCGCGAAUUCCGGAAGAGAGUCAAUUUUCGAGACGGACGGAAAAGAAUGUAUUCUCUGCGCUGCCUGAUAACGAAAGUUUUGUUACGCCUGCUGGGUCUUUCGCUUCGUCCGAGAUCCCGCUUCGGAGCGAUACUAAUUAUAAGAAUAUUAAUUACAGCGUCACAUCGUCGAUGAAGUCGAAUGAUUUCGAGAAAGAUGUGAUCGCGCUGUUAUCGAAGAUUUUAAUAUCCGAUACGCACUCGUCAACGGCGAGCGAAAGACGUCAAUAUGGAUUUAGGGUGCUGGAGAACAUCGCGAAUAAUGUUAGCGCGUCGAGAAACGCGUCACUCGAGAGGAAGAACUUAAGUGCACUCGCGAUUCGAAAUGAUAAUGCGAGCAGUGCGCGGGGAAAGGCAGGAAAUGCUAAUGUAUCAAUGCGAAUCUCGGUCGUUCCUGCUUUUACAAGAUUACAAAAUCUCUCUUCUUCCGUUGGAAUUUCGAGGCUGGAAGAAUUAUCCGCGCUUACUGCCGCCACCGCUCGUCCCGCGGAUAAAUCAUCGACGAGAAUCCAGGAUUCGAAAACUCGCGGUUUGUUAUUGGCGAACGGGAUACGCGGAUCCUCCUCCGACGACUAUGAAAAUUUAUAUGACGGCCGAGAAACACGCAAAAUUUACAACUCGCCCGAGCGUGCGUCGAAACAUGUGAAUUUGAAAAACGGUUACAAGUUCCGGAAGCGCGGUCGAAAGUUGCGGAAGUCGAAGGACGCGAGGAAGUUUCGAGACAAAAGCGACGCAAAACGCUUCGGCAAGUCCUUGUUAAGCCGCGAAUCGACAUGGAAACGCGACGGAUUUUCGGAUGGAUUUUCGCUGCGCGAGCAACAUUUUCAAAAACGUCUUCGGAGAAAUCUUCAAACUAGAAAUAAAAAUUUUAAUUUCACGAACGUUCAAAAAGCAAGAUUGAGAAAUGAAGGUUCGCGUCGUAAAACGCGAGUUUUCGUAGAUUACAAUGAUCAACCUAACGCAGCUCACUCUAAAUGCGAAAUGUCGGAGAUUAGAGGAAGCGGAAGUCCGAGGAAACAAGUGAUUUUGCAAUCCGGUCAUUCCUACAGGAAAGUCCAGCCCGAGAAGAGCGAUAAUCCAUUCCUCUUCAACAAUGAGGGCGGAAAAGAGAGCAACGUCGAUAAGCGGAUCGAGGACAAGUUCGCGCGAAUAAGCGACGUCCUGAAGGAGGACUCGCCCGCCGAGAAGAUGGAAAUUAUUCAAAAAACUCCGGAGAAUUCUGGAGCAGUCGCAACGAGCGUAGUCGCAAGUGCCGAUAUCCCGAAAAUUCCGGACGACGAACCGAAGGACGAUUUGUUUUCGCGCAAGAGUGACAAAUCGGAUGAGCCGGUUAUGAAUCGGGACGACCAAGUGACGCGCGAAUAUCCUGCAAAAUCGAUCGAUACACUUCAGCGAGCGAUUGCGAACGGAAACUAUCUCACGACUGCGAAAUUCAUGCUGACGAACAACGAAACCGCCGCGACUUCGUCAGCAAUUACGCGGAAAGAUGAUCCGUUCGACUAUAAGGAGUCCGCUGCUCUCAAACCGGAAGUAAAACUAUCUUCUACCAUUUUCGGUCCUUUUUUGUCAUCUCCGAUUAUGAGAAUACCUGAAUACAAUGCUUCGAAGAAGAUGAAUUUCGACGAGUCGAGAAGUUCGACUUAUGCAAACCACUUCGCAACGAGGCGAAUGAAAUUUUUCACGCGGAAACUUCCGCCGGCGACUCCACGCGGCGGAAAUGUCAAUGACUAUUUCGAGGACGUCAGCGGUCCACUUAGAACAUCGCCCAGCGGCUGGAUGAGUUCCAAGGAAGCGGCAACAACUUCUAUAGCGCUGAAUAAUCGAAAGCAGGGCGAAGGAGACGGAGCGGAGAACGCGAGAUUCCUCGGGCUUAAUAACGACUCUUCACGCGUGAUUGCCGGCAAUUUUGCGGGACCUCGGGGCUUGCCGGUCAAGCCAGAGCCUUCAUUACGCGGUAGCGAUUCGGUUAUUAAGCCGGAGGAAACCGCGCCGAGCGGCAACAAGGAUGCAGAAGACUCUCGUUAUACUGAGGAUCCGCUUCUAGAGAAUUCGAAUAGCGUUCUGGCGAACGGCGAGUCCUCUGGGAGGUCGCAGAAGUCUCGAGAAAAAGAUGAGAUUGCCGAGUUGGUGGAUCGAAUUGUAAGACAGUAUGCGUCGUACACGCCCGUCAUGCCGGGCAUGCCGACAUUCAACGAGAUCACGGAAGCGGAAACCUUGCCGCCCGAUGAGGAGACAACCGUCACUCAAUUCGCGACGACAUCGGCGACCACCACGAUGAUCACAGACGUGGCUUUCCGACCGUCGAUACGUCCCCUGCAAACGACGUCAUUUCCGGAAGAGAUGCACGACGAGGUCUCGCUGGACGAGACCACCUUUGCUGAUGAAACGGAAGUCACGACGACACGUCAGAAAACGACAAUUACUAAACGGAAAUUUCAACAUGGAAAAUCUAAGAUAAAUAUCUCGUCGAAAGGAAAAGCGAGCAAAAGCGGAAAACAACGGCAGAAAAUGACUAAUUCUACGAUGAAUAUAAAAAUGACGAGUAGAAGAGUGAGCGAAGAGGAAGCUGAGGAUCAUCCUUGGCAUCGUACAACGGAGAUGCAACAAAUAAUCCCGGCGAAUAAAUCUAAGGCACUACAGAGAGCCGAAAAAAGAAAGAAAGCAUGUAGCAAGUCUAAGAUAGAUUAUUUUCGGAACGCUUUCUCGGAAUGGACUUCAUCGAUGAUGAUUACUUCCAGCGCCGUGGACGAUAUUGCGCAGGCGAGAAGCAAGAGGUCGGACUUGAAUCUUGAUUUUUCAGUCUUCAAUGAUUAUGAAGCAAAAGAUGAAAAAGAUCGGCAGAGUAGAAAAGUGGCGUGGAAUAAAAACGGAGAAUCUUUGGAUAUGGCAGAGCCGACUGAAUUACGUUCUGGAAUUGAAAAAAGAUUAGCCGGAUUGGAUUAUCCUGCGAACCGGAAAUCCUUUCAGCACAAUCGCGAAAAUCGGAAUCAGUCACAAAGGAACAAUGUUACUCUUCAAGAUAUCAUGGCGCAUAAGAUCGAACUUCAGGCCGUCAACGAUCUUGAGCGAUAUUUCAAUGUAGACGCGCAAAAGAAGGAGCCGAAUACGCAAGGCAAUUUAAAAAACUUAACUUUCCCGAAGCCACAUCAUGUGAGAGAUGACGUAGUUAGUAAAUUUGAGGAGAACAUUUUGUUGAAAAAUUGCAAAGCUACGUCCGCGACACGUGGCACUCUGUCUCCGGAUCUGGUAAAAAUUCCAACGUCGCGGGAAGAUCUUUCCGGAUCGGUGCACGAAAGGUUGGAAAUCGAUCGGAGAACACAGAUGAGGAAACGUGACUUCGGCGAGCGCGCGGUGGUCGACAGGAUCGUGAUGAUGCGAAAAAUCGCGGUAAACCUGUCGGAGAACGCAAGAACCGCGAGCGCGAACGCGGACGAUUUGUCGAGCCGUGUCGCGGAACCGCGGCAGAAGUCGAGGACGACGGAUCGGAUAUUACCGGGUUCCGCAAAAAAACCCGGGAACCGAGACAAAAGUCGUGAAACGGAUACCAUCGUUCGCGGCGCGAAAUUGAUGAUAACGGACGAUAAGAGCGAGACGCGCGAUCUUGACGUCACGGCUAAAAGUGUCGAUAAAAAGAUUCCGCCGCCGCCGCCGCCGCCGUCGUUCUCCGUUGUAAAACAACGAAAACGCGAGGACGCGAGUAAGAUUAAUGAAAAUCCGGUGGACCCUCGAGUGCGUCGCGUCUACGCCAGAGAGGAAUAUCUUCGACGUCCUCGAGGCAAGGUUUACGAUACUAUCCGCGAAAUGAUCCGCAAGAUCAAGAAGGGGAAGUCAUCAUCGAACAACGCAGGUAUCGCGGGGACUAUCGCGAGAGACGAGGUACGCGUCGAUCGAUCCGCGCCGGCGAAUUGGCGUCGAUCAGGCAGACGACUAUUGUCGAGUGGAAAAUCCAGCUAUAUCGCGGAUGUCGACGAUGAGUAUUACGAGGAUGAUGAAAGCGAGACGGACGUAGAGAAUGACUCGGCUAGCGAUAAUGAAGCUAUCGCCAGGAGGGAUGAUUUAUCGGACCUGGAGAAUCUAGUUGGCCUGCGCGGGGAUCGAGAUCCGCGGAAAUUGGCGGCCGAGACGGAUCGAUCAGAAGGCGGGAACAUCGAUGCUGCGCGAACUAUAGUGCCGGAGAAAGGAACAGUUGAGGCCAGGGAUGCUGCAAUAAUUUCUGAUGUGCAAACGGUUGAACAAGCAAUCUCGAGUAACAAUUAUAGGAAUAACAGGAAAGAAGUUGCGAACACAAACACAAAUUCUAAAGAACACAACAUUGAUGCUGUUCUCGAAUCGACUUAUCCCGCCAAAUUCAACGAUAAGAUAUUAGAAGCUCCUAUCGAAAACGAAGAAAAAUCUGAUAUCAAAAACAUUGUCAAUAAUAGGAAUUUUGCGAAGAAGAAAACUUUCGAUAUUCCUGAAAAUAGUUUAAGAAGCUUUCAAACUUACGAAGAAAUUGACGAAGAGCCACUUUCAUUAAACGAGAAGAUCAAUAAAGAUAAUUCGCAAGACGAAUCUCUUUACGGAACUCAGCCCACACUUGCAUUCCCUAUGACAGAAAGCUCUUUUACUACGACUAAUCAGAAUCUAUCAGGUGUUGAAAAAACAUUUGGCAACGUUGAUUUCUCACAAAGUUCAAUAACGCCGAAAAACGAAGAAAACAUAAAAAUUUCAUUAAUUGGAAGAAUUCAAGUGAGCGGCGGUUUCAAUCAGACGCCGGUGCUGAUAAGCUUCGAUGCCAUUCCCGAUAGAUCUGCUGCAACUUCAGUUUCCGCAGGUUCAUCGAACACUAUCGUGACGGUCGAGAGCACAGCCAUUAAUCUCCUACUCGAUGAUUCAAGCGCGGAAUCCACAUUUGAUCUCUCAUCCAUAACCGAACGCGCGAAUGACGAGGCGGAUGAUUCGUUAAACAUGAUAUCGGGCGAUGAUCGAGAAGUCGAGAGGAUGAACGAAGUCGCGAUAAAGUCGCGUGAGAAGUUUUUCGAUUUGGCGCGAGGAAAUGAAGAAGAGCAAAAGAAAAAAGAAAAUUCCCCCCGAAUCGAAAAGAGAUUGGACAAGUAUAACAGAAACUCGGGAUCGGACAAACAGGUAAUUCUAACGGACUACUUGAAGCCGGCGAUUGCGUCGGACGACAAAAUCGACAGAACGUCAAGCAUCGGAAAGACGAUUUCUGCACAAGCUGACGAGGCGACAAACAAAUUAAAUCCACGUUCAUCCGUAAGUCCGGUACGUUUUCCAGACAUUUUAGGAUCCGUUCUGAUUAACAAUAAUAGCUUGAAAAAUGAGGACGCGAUUAAAGAAUCUCGGAGUCGAACAGAUACUCCUUCGAUCGAGACAAAUCGAUUCGAUUCUAAAAAUACGACUCUUCAUAUCGUACCGUUGACGCGUGACAGAAAUAAAGAAUUAAAUUUCAAUUUUACGAAAGAUGAGAGUAACAAGACGAUAUGUUGUCCCGGCGAGGACUGGCGAAACGCCACUUCCGGCGGUUGUUACAGAAUGCCGACGACCGUUCGGAAACUUGAACUUCCCGAGACGACUUCCCGCGAGUUGCAAACUUGGAGCAAUUAUCGCGGCAGUGAUCCCGCAGAAACUUUUCCGUCUGGAAUCCGCAAAGCGGUUACAAACGACCGAAAUGCGGGAAUCACGAGGUCCUCGUCGUCAAUGCAAUCGCGGGACGGCGUUUCUGAAACCACGAUGGAAUACACGACGAGUAAGACGCUUCUUGCUGAAACAUCGUGCGGCAAAUGUAACAAUGAAUCGACGAACGCAGUUCGCGUAAAAAAUAUGAUGGCUAUCAUAAGAUUCGUGAUGAAACUGCUGAGAAUCGUCUCAGAGGAGGAGAAGCCUCCUGGAACUCAUAUCGGACAAACAAUAAUUCACGUAAAGGACACUGUCGUUAAUGCGUCAAGUUACAGUCGGAAUAACGUCGAAAAGCAGCAGAGUAUCACUGAUAGGACAACGACGGCAUCGGAGAGAAAGAAGCAGAAUCCUAUGAUCACUGAGUGGCGGUCGACGGAAAGGAUUCGCGCGGAAUCGUUAUCUAUGGACGAAAAUACUUUUGAGUCCUUCACCCAAGCACCGUCUCAUCCGAUAGUAUUCACCUUGCCAACUUCUUCCGACGAAGUGCUCAAGGACGAAAGAUCAUCUACGCUCUUUGAGACUUCUACGAAACGGAAUGCUCUCGCUUUAUCGAGCGCAACUUCUUCCGCAACGCCGAAGUCCUUUCUAUUUUACGAGCGGAAGUCGCCUCCGAGCGGAAGUCGACUCAAGGACGUGUCUCGAGAGAAUACAAACGCCGAUCCAACGGGCGUGAAACAAAAUUCGAACGUUGCCUCUAACGAGUCAAAGGCGGAUUCGGGAGGAAAGGAAUCACGAUUGGACGACGGCCAAACGAAUCGCUUGUGGCCGCAAAAUCAAGAUCGAAGGCCCGCUGCCGAUCGACUUCGCCUCGGUAAACAAGAAAUCGCGUCAACGACAAAUUUCAAAAGGAAUAGAAUCGCGUCGGCAUCUUUUCGACAGAAAUAUCUGGUGAGAAGUAAAAACGGAGGAUUUCGGUGGACCGUUAACGAUACUAUCGGACCGAUGCUCUUGCGCGAUUCCGACGUCUCGCGCGGUGCUUUAUUAGGAAGAAUCGGCGCGGCGAGAGAAGACAAAUCCGGCCGCUCGACGAGAUCAGGGAAGGCCAGGAGAGCGAGGGUAUCAGAUCGGCACGCCACGAGAACGAAAUUGCUUAAUAGCUCCGCGGGAGGAGGUUCACCGGCAGAUUGGAUCGGGGAACAUAGGGCGACCGCGCGGCUACCGGUCGAUAAGAAACGCCGGGAAUCGGGCAGAACUAUGGCGACGGAAAAAGUCGCAUUUCGGCGUGUCCGCGGCGAGAUUAACCGCCCUCGUGACCCAAAUCGCGGCAACAGUGGGAGUGAUUCGUUUAAGAUCGAGGAACGUGGCGUCAUCGGAAGCGACCCCGCGGCGAAACUUUCGACCGACGAUGCUUUAUCCAUCAGAGGAGGAUUAAGUUCGUUAGAAAGAGCAGAUUCCUUGAAAAAAGCAAACGCAAUUCGAUAUUCGCCGACUUCGACUGGCAAUAAUAAUCCCAGCAUUUCUGAAGUCGGCGAAGAAACCUGGAAAGAACAUAUAAGCGCUUCGGAAAAGAAACGAGAUAUCGGCGAGCAUCGCGAUUUUCAGAAAAGUAAUCGCGUAUUUAAAAAGCGGAAGGUUCCGAGCCCGACAAAGAAGAAAAAAACAAAGUGGCAAAAAAAGAAGCGGAAGAAGGGCGGUCAACGGAAAAACGUCGCGAAGGUUGGAAAUCAGCGUUUCAAGAGACAUUUAUUAAUGACGCCUCUCGAAUCGGAACCGGUGUAUAACGUCGAUGACGUCGCGGCGGGACUUCCGAGACGCCAUAUAGCUGAGGAACGAGAUGUUGAUGAUUUUCGGAAGUCCGCAGGGAGAAACGCGAGACGGCGCAAAGACGGCGGUAGUCGAACGGUCGAUGGAUCGGAAGCCGAUCUUGGCCGCGCGCAAAUCCGGGGUGGUCAAGACUGCACGGAUCGCCGACACCCGCCGAAUACCGAUGCGGCGAAAUAUCUCGAGUCCGCGCAUUGUUUGCGUUUUAGUAAUCUAUGGUACUCUGUGUAUCAGCUGGAGGAUCCUAUUAUCGAGCACACGGUUUACCUUCAGGUUUAUGAAAAACGUGCUUUAGCAAAUGGAUCGUCUUACUGGGAGGAUCUCACCGGAAAUUCCGUAGUCAGGUCGUUUAUGCCGUCAGAUUGGGCACGUUCAACAGGCACCAUAGAGGCAGCGAAGAUACGAUCGCUUUCGCCUACAAGGAAGUGA
Molecule: messenger RNA, 9264 nt
Organism: Linepithema humile (Argentine ant)
Lineage: Eukaryota; Metazoa; Arthropoda; Insecta; Hymenoptera; Formicidae
Source: RefSeq, a predicted model, not a curated record